GUUUAUCAAACAGGGGCAGAAAGCUCUUUCGGAACUCUGCAGCCGCAGCGGCUCUGAUUAUUUCACCAUCGGGGUUCGGUCCAACAUGGCAGCUUACGGAUGGAAAUACUGAUGACAGUCCGAAAGAUCGCCUCGAUUUGUACGAUGGGCGCCAAUGCCUCUGCCUUGGAAAAGGAGAUUGGACCGGAACAGUUUCCCGUAAAUGAACACUACUUUGGCUUGGUUAAUUUUGGAAACACCUGCUACUGUAACUCAGUGCUGCAGGCUCUGUAUUUCUGUCGACCGUUCAGGGAGAAGGUGCUGGCGUACAAGGUGCAGCCUCGCCGUAAAGAGUCCCUGCUCACCUGCUUGGCUGACCUGUUCAACAGCAUCGCCACACAGAAGAAGAAAGUCGGCGUUAUCCCGCCCAAGAAAUUCAUCUCACGGCUGAGAAAGGAAAAUGAGCUGUUUGACAACUACAUGCAGCAGGACGCCCACGAAUUCCUCAACUACCUUCUCAACACCAUCGCUGACCUUCUCCAGGAGGAGAAGAGCCAGGAGCGGCAGCAGAACGGAAAGCUGGUGCAGAAUGGAGGUGGAGGAGUGGGCGGAGGAGGAGGGGGAGUAGGAGGAGGCGGUAGCGAAUCAGGAGGAGGAGGUGGAGAAGGGGAAGGAGGGAAGGAGACGCAGCAGACCUGGGUGCACGAGAUCUUCCAAGGAACGCUGACCAACGAGACGCGCUGCCUCAACUGUGAAGCUGUGAGCAGCAAAGACGAGGACUUCCUGGAUCUGUCUGUGGAUGUGGAGCAGAACACGUCGAUCACGCACUGUCUCAGGGGCUUCAGUAACACAGAGACGUUAUGCAGUGAAUACAAGUAUUAUUGCGAGCAGUGUCGCAGCAAACAGGAAGCCCAGAAAAGGAUGAGGGUAAAGAAGCUACCCAUGAUCCUCGCCCUCCACCUAAAGCGCUUUAAAUACAUGGACCAGCUGCACCGCUACACCAAACUGUCCUAUCGUGUCGUCUUCCCCCUGGAGCUCCGCCUCUUCAACACGUCCGGGGACGCAACCAACCCAGAUCGUUUGUACGACCUGGUGGCUGUCGUCGUGCACUGUGGCAGCGGUCCAAACCGCGGACACUACAUCACCAUCGUCAAGAGCCACGGCUUCUGGCUGCUGUUUGACGACGACAUCGUAGAGAAAAUUGACGCACAGGCGAUCGAGGAGUUCUACGGUCUGACCUCGGACAUUUCCAAGAACUCUGAGUCAGGAUACAUCCUGUUCUACCAGUCCAGAGACUGAACCAAGGCGGUCGUAAGUCCCCAACAGACUGUCACUCAACAGAGGGGGGAGGGGCUUAUGGCAGCCACCUGCUCCGCCCUCACUUAAGUAUCCAGGCUUAUUUCCUGUAGGCGGAGCUACACUGGAGCGCCACUCGGGACGGGUUGAGACGUGUGCGGCAGGUCUUGUGACGGCCUUCUGGAUUACCGUUCAAAUCCUCUGUGUCCACACUGCUGCAGCAGAGCACCUUAAAAAAUAUAUUUUAAAAAAACAUCCACUAGAACCCCCCACCCCCCCUGGCAGAUUCCACAACACUCGCUUUGCACUGUGGGCAGACUGACCAAUCCAAGAGGCUGACAUGUGGAGGACGAGCAGGAGGAGAUGAUGCAGCAUAACCAGCUGUUUUGGAUGCAACUGGUGUCGGGGGGUUAAGGUCCGAGUCGGCCCUUUUUGUGGCUUGUUGCACUGACACGCAACUCCCCCAAAGAUUCCUUUAACGUCUGACGGCACUGUCAGAAGUCCCACCUGUCACAGCAAAACCACUGACACUACCUGUAGUGAGUGAACGGCUUGAAUGUGAGCGCGGCGCUUUGAUGAUAGUUUGCGGUGUUUUGUAUAGUGAAGUUUUGCCAAUCACGUCCUGCGCAGUGUUACAGGCGAUGGUUGAAAUGGAAACCAGCCACCAGGGAGGUGCUGAUGGAGCUGAAAUGUUCCCCACACUCAUGAGUAAGGCUCUUUGUUUCAGGUUUAAAAUUAUUAACUAAAAAAAUAAAGAGAAAAAAGUGAAACCAGUUGACCAAAAGUACAAUUUGCAGCUUAUAUAAUUUUUUUUUUUUUUAAACAACCCUGUUUAAAGAAAAGAAUACUUUGCCACAUGUUAUAUUUUUUAAUCCAAUCCUUUGGCUCACCAACAGUCCUGUUCUAGAUUCCAGAGUGUCUAAAGUGGCUGGUGGUUAAACUUCCUGGUGUGUUGUGCCAUUUUGAGCCACUCGUGGUGCCACAGUGGGGGAUGGAAAAGAGCUCAAAGGAAGUAUUUCAACAGCAUAAGCUAAUUUUUAAAAUGCCAGCUUCUCAUGGUUUUGACAGCAAGCACACGCUCCUUUGCUCUCAAGGAUGUGUUGUUGUAACAUGUCUGACUUUUUUAAAGAUGCCACAAUAUGCACAUUUGUAUUUUUUUUUUUUCUUUUUAAAGGGACGCACUAUGAGACUAAUGCUUUUUUUUUCCUUUAAGUCAGCUCUGAUAUCCACUUUACACACUACAUGACAUGCAGUGUCGAAGUUUGUCGAGUUUGUCUCAUGUGCUUAUGGAUGCCUCUCUGCGCACACACGCCUUUACCCUUCUACAGCUGGUUCAUCUCGCAGUUUCAGCCACGCUCAGGCCAAUUUUGACUCUGGCUUAAGUGUUUUUCGUGCAGCUGCAGCUGUGGCAGGCAGUCAGGUUUUUACAUAACACGUUUUCCACUCCAGAAUCGUAAAUUGCAGCCUUUGGUAACGCUGAGUGAUGCUAAAGGUCUGCGGAUGUGAUCCGCUGAUGCUCGGCUACACAGUUUAUUUUAUUGCAGUAAGACCGUCUCUUUCUCAUGUUUGUCUCGGACGCUUUCAAAUGGCUUCCCCUCCUCAGCAUCAACAGCAGCUUCAGAUUUAGUGGCGAAGCAUCCUGUGAGAUGAGAUGCAUCGUGGUUAUCUUACUGUUUCUGAAAUGCUCAUUAAAUUGCAGCCUGGGCAGUUGCAUUAAAUUGAGUUACUUGAAUGUUAGCGCUACUCUGGGCAGCUGAUUGAAGCUAAUUAAUCAGCUGAGCAUUUAGUGAUUCCAGUAAGUAGUCACUUCAAGUGAUCACAUAACUGGAUAAUUUUGGGCAGGAUUUCUUCUUCCUUAGUUUAAAAAAAAAGAAAGAAAAAAAAAGUAAAACUUGCAUAUGUAGGUAGGUUAGACGAAAAAUGAUUAACUGCAGUCUUCCUUUAGAGGGGUAAAAGUGGAGAACUGGGUUACAUAGUAAAAUUCAUAAGUAUAACCAAGAUUUAUGUUUACUUUCUCUCUUCUUAUUUCAGGAUAUUAGAGAUUAAUGUGUUUGUGUAGGUUCUCGGUCAUCCAGGUGAUGUUGGUCUUGACAGCUUUAAGGAAGAAACUGCACUUAUUCACUGCACUACUUCCAAAGGGUCGACCCCCAUUAGGGGUUAAAAACCUGAGAGACACCUUUUGCAUUUAGAACUUUUUCAAGCUCUCUUUACUACAGAUUCACCUUAAAACUGCUGACAGGCUCUGCUGCCGUCUUAGUGGUGCCGAAUUCAGAUUGUUAAGGCUUCAGUCACACAGGCCUGCAGACAGGUCGGUGAUCAUCCGGUGACCAAAAGUUUAUCCUCCAACCAGUUGGCAAGUGGUUGCUUGCUUUUGCCAGGGUACUGCAUCCAAAACCUCCAACUUGUGGUCGCUUUAUCGAUAUUUGACUUUAAAGGUCUCAGUUUUCCAGUUUGCGUCACACAUUUUGCAGUUGCACUGUCAGCUGUCGAGUAUUUUGUGAGUCCUUCAUGCAAACUACCGGUGACCACGGCAACCUGCUAGCAACCAAAGAAAUCGCAAGGGGGCUUUCGGUGCAGCGCCGUAUACCUCUUUGGGACCAGUUCCAUGCUAGCUACUGAAGGCAACCACUUGCCAACCCAUCUAGGAACAUACAAUUUUCCCUAGCAACCAAUGGUUGCCAAAUGCCGCCAGCUGGUCUCUAGGGCUGUGUGUCCAGUACAGCCACAGAACACAGAAAAUGAAGUGUUUUUUGGUCUGUGGUUUUUUUUUUUUU
This is a messenger RNA of Pelmatolapia mariae (spotted tilapia), 4049 nucleotides long. RefSeq names its product ubiquitin specific peptidase 12b (gene usp12b). Gene Ontology annotation, cellular component: cytosol; nucleus. The transcript is spliced from 10 exons. NCBI's taxonomy places the organism in Eukaryota, Metazoa, Chordata, Actinopteri, Cichliformes, Cichlidae. Gene Ontology annotation, molecular function: cysteine-type deubiquitinase activity. The record is from RefSeq and is a predicted model, not a curated record. Bases 100 to 1278 code for a protein of 392 amino acids. Gene Ontology annotation, biological process: protein deubiquitination.